GUGUAAUCCCAGAUGAGCUCUGGACUUUGACUUUUCUCUUCGAUCUGAAUUUGGCUCAGAAUUACUUGACAGGACCUCUCUCUGCAUCCAUCGGAAAUCUGACUAGCAUGCAAUACUUGACCCUUGGAAUUAAUGCAUUAUCAGGCGAGCUACCGAAGGAACUUGGAAAUCUCACUGAUUUGAGAACAUUCGCUUUUGGAGCAAACAACUUUUCUGGUCCUCUGCCAUCUGAGCUAGGGAGUUUAUCAAAACUAAAAGAGAUUUACUUUGAUAGUUCUGGAGUUAGUGGCGAAAUUCCAUCAACAUUUGCUAAUCUGCAAAACUUGGAAAUAGUUUGGGCAUCGGACACUGAGCUGACUGGCAGGAUACCUGACUUCAUAGGAAAUUGGUCAAAGCUUUCUGUCUUGAGGUUUCAAGGAAACUCUUUUGAAGGUCCUAUACCAGUUACAUUUUCCAAGCUGACUUCUCUGACAGAGCUGAGAAUUAGUGAUUUAUCCAAUGUCAAUGGGAGCUCAUCUCUUGGAUUUAUUAAGGAUAUGAAGUCUCUCAGUAUUUUAGUGCUGAGGAAUAACAAUAUUUCGGAUUCAAUUCCUUCCAACAUUGGAGAAUACCAAAGUUUGUCUCAGCUGGAUUUGAGCUUCAACAAUUUAACUGGACAGAUACCAGACUCGCUGUUUAACUUGAGUUUGCUCUCUAUUCUGUUUCUUGGAAACAAUAAGUUGAACGGUACCCUGCCUGAAUCUAAAAGUUCGUCUCUUCUCAACAUAGAUUUAUCUUACAAUAAUCUACUGGGGAGCUUUCCUUCAUGGGUCAACGAACAAAAGUUACAGCUUAACUUAGUCGCCAACAACUUCAGCAUAGAAAGUUCAAACAGCAGUGCUCUACCUUCAGGGUUGAAUUGCCUUCAACAGAACUUUCCUUGCAAUCGUGGCACUGGACUCUAUUAUAACUUGGGGAUUAAAUGUGGUGGUCCUCAGAUUACAUCUUCCAAUGGCAUUGUGUAUGAGAAUGAAAAUCAGACCCUUGGUCCAGCUACAUAUUUUGUGACUGGCACAAACAAAUGGGGAGUUAGCAAUGUUGGAUAUUUCACUUCGACCAACAAUCCUCAAUAUACAAGUUUCUCUUUAUCUCAAUUCAAAAAUACUUUAGAUUCUGAGAUAUUCCAGACUGCAAGGCUUUCAGCUUCAUCACUUAGAUACUAUGGCUUGGGGCUUGAGAACGGUAACUACACUCUGACCCUUCAAUUUGCAGAAACAGCUAUCCUAGAUUCUACUACAUGGAAAAGUCUUGGAAGACGUGUAUUUGAUAUUUAUAUCCAGGGCAACCUGUUUCUAAAGGAUUUUGAUAUACGGAAGGAGGCAGGUGCAUCUUUCCAAGCCGUACAGAAGGAGUACACGGCUCAGGUUUCAGAGAACUACCUAGAAAUUCAUCUCUUUUGGGCUGGAAAGGGGACUUGCUGCAUACCUGGGCAGGGUACAUAUGGACCUUUUAUUUCAGCCAUCAGUGCUACACCAGAGCUGUUAGGGAUAGAUAUCGGGCCACUCACUUUCAGCUUUUCGGAACUGAAGUCAGCUACAAAUGACUUUAAUCCAGCUAAUAAGCUUGGGGAGGGAGGAUUUGGACCUGUCUAUAAGGGAACACUUAAUGAUGGAAGAGUAAUUGCUGUGAAGCAAUUGUCUGCAGCAUCCCAUCAAGGAAAGAGCCAGUUUGUAACUGAGAUUGCCACUAUCUCUGCUGUGCAACACAAUAACCUAGUGGAUUUGUAUGGAUUCUGCGUCGAGGGAGAUAAGCGACUCCUUGUUUAUGAGUAUCUAGAGAACAACAGUCUUGAUCAAGCAUUAUUUGGAAAAAGAAGUUUGAAUCUUGAUUGGUCAACACGUUUUGAUAUAUGCUUGGGCGUCGCAAGAGGUUUAACUUAUCUUCAUGAGGAAUCAAGGCUUCGGAUUGUGCACAGAGAUGUGAAGGUCAGUAAUAUCCUGCUUGACUCUAAUCUCAUCCCCAAAAUAUCAGAUUUUGGUUUAGCCAAGCUUUAUGAUGAUAAAAAGACCCACAUCAGUACCCGGGUUGCAGGAACAGUUGGGUAUCUUGCCCCGGAAUAUGCCAUGCGUGGACACCUUACAGAGAAGAGUGACGUCUUUUCGUUUGGUGUUGUGGCCCUAGAAACUGUCAGUGGUAGGCCAAAUUCUGACCCGAGUUUGGAUGAAGAAAAGAUUUAUCUUCUUGAAUGGGCUUGGUACUUGCAUGAAACCAAACGUGAAGUUGAACUAGUGGACUCCAGAUUAUCCGAAUUCAACGAGGAAGAAGUAAAACGAGUAAUUGCUAUAGCAUUUUUGUGCACUCAAGCAUCACCAUUGCUACGACCAUCGAUGUCCCGUGUGGUGGGAAUGCUUUCAGGAGAUAUCGAAGUGGCGACUGUAACCUCAAAGCCUGGUUACUUGACUGACUGGAAAUUUGAUGACAUAAGUGGUAUAAACAGUAUGACUAUCGAUAUGUCAACUAAAGGAACUGAUUCUAGCGUUUACAACUCAUCGGCAAGUACAACCGUGGUGGGGGAUACAAGUCAAUUACCUGCAAAGGCCACUCAACCCAUAAUUUACAAUACUGUUCGCAAUGGCAAGUGAGAAUUUUGAUGGACUUGAAGAAAGAGGUACAGCAAUAGUGAUUGAGUUUUUUUCUUUAUUGUUUUUCUUGGGAGAGGGAGGAAUGAAUAUACACAUAAUUUUUAAUUAUUGUUCAUAUAUGUAG
This is a messenger RNA of Prunus dulcis (almond), 2745 nucleotides long. Its product is annotated as probable LRR receptor-like serine/threonine-protein kinase At1g56140. Gene Ontology annotation, biological process: protein phosphorylation. The transcript is spliced from 21 exons. Gene Ontology annotation, molecular function: protein kinase activity; ATP binding; protein binding. The record is from RefSeq and is a predicted model, not a curated record. Lineage: Eukaryota; Viridiplantae; Streptophyta; Magnoliopsida; Rosales; Rosaceae. Bases 108 to 2621 code for a protein of 837 amino acids.